Tinamus guttatus (white-throated tinamou) is the source of this 744-nucleotide messenger RNA. RefSeq names its product androgen dependent TFPI regulating protein (gene ADTRP). Gene Ontology annotation, cellular component: endomembrane system; membrane. Lineage: Eukaryota; Metazoa; Chordata; Aves; Tinamiformes; Tinamidae. The record is from RefSeq and is a predicted model, not a curated record.
AAGCAGCUUUUGGACUGAUUAUCGCUUGCUCAAAGCUGAAACAUGGAAAUCUCUACUCUCACUGUGUACCACUGCCUUGCUUUCGCCUGGUAUUUAUUUGUCAACUAUUCGGUCAAACACUUGAGAACAGAAAACCGGCCAUCUGGACUGUUCGUCUACGGCGGGAGGUGGAAAUAUUUGACAAUUCUCAAUCUGGUUUUGCAGACUGUCUUCUAUGGAGUGUCCUUCCUGGCUGAUGUAUUAAGACUAACUAAGAAACUGCGAAGUGCCAAGUGUGUAAUUUCCACCAGAGACCUUCUUUUCAGUGUCCUGGCUUUCCCAGUGUCCACAUUUGUGUUUCUAUCCUUUUGGGGACUGUACACCUACGACCGAGAGCUGGUUUACCCCGAAAGGGUUGAUGGAUUAAUUCCCCAUUGGUUAAAUCAUGCUAUGCACACAACUAUACUGCCUUUCGCUUUCCUGGAAAUCUUUGCCACGCCACAUCGUUAUCCAACAAAGAAGAAGGGACUGAUCCUAGUAGGAUUUGUCCAUUUGCUGUAUAUAAGUUGGAUCCUGUGGAUUUACUCGGUAACGGGAGAGUGGGUAUAUCCCGUCUUUGGGGUGUUCAGCCCCGUGGGCCUGGCAGCCUUUUUCGCUGGCUGCCUUGCUGUCACCGUCUGCUGCUACAGCUUUGGAGCGUUCCUCAACCGCAUGAUAUGGGGCGAUUCCAUAGCAAUCCUGGACUACAAGCGCAAAGGCAAGUGA